Molecule: messenger RNA, 2158 nt
Organism: Arachis ipaensis
Lineage: Eukaryota; Viridiplantae; Streptophyta; Magnoliopsida; Fabales; Fabaceae
Source: RefSeq, a predicted model, not a curated record
ACAAAUGUUGACCAACCAAGCCAAUUAUGAUGAAUUCGAUGCCACAACUCCACUGGCCCCCGAACACACUAUCUUCCAUCCCAGUAAUAGCAGCCAAAGUCGUCGACCUUGAAUGAUGACGACUGAGGUGGUAUGCAGGUUAGGUGCACAAUGGAGAACGAGAUCGAGAUACUUGAUGGGCCUGUGGUCGUUUCCUCCUCCUCCGAUGAGGUUCAGGAACAGGCUGCAACAGCUUUUGUGUACAGCACUAGACGGCAAAAAAACACGCUUUAGCGAGACCCCAACUCUGGGAGUUUCGCAGAGGAAGAAACACAGCAACCGUCCUCGGCAUGGAGGUAUCGGCUUAAAUAUGGCUUCACAGUUUGAGCAGAUCCAGCAACAGAUAGAGGAUUUAAAAGUUAUAGUUAUGAAACAGAGACAAUUCAACCAGGAUGUCCUCGCAAUGCUACACCAGGCCAUAGGUGGGAAGGACGGAUCGCUGAUUGUGGGGAGCAAUUCUCCGCAUGCAAUCCAGUCCAAGAACAGGGUUAAUACUACAGGAAAACACGCUGCAAAGAGAGAUCAGCCAAGUUUAAGAACAUACAAAUGGCAUAACACCAAGACUAAAAGCAACACGAAGGACGACCCUGAUUACUUUUCGCAUGCGAACCGUAUGAGCAACUCGGACGACGGAUCCUUUAAGUUCAGGCGCGGCAAUGCCAAAAUGAAUCCGUCCUCCAAGGCUGCACCAACGAAGUCUGGUCUUAGGGGGUGGCGUAAUCUGUUCCCGGCUUCGAUGAUUUCAACUGGAUGUGACAAACCCCACAGCUCGUAUGUCACCUAUAUGAUUGUGAAGAUUUCUCGGGCUCGAGCCCUUCAAUAGAAGUUCAUGCAAUUGAGGCACCUAGAUAGCAAUUUUAUGGCAGAGGAUGUUGGUAGUAAAAUUCCCAAGGGUAUGCCGGUCUCGUUUCAACCUACUCCGGACAUGGAGAUAAUGGAUUACACCUAGCUAUCGCAUCCUACAUCUUUAAUACUGCACUGGACCCAGAGGAGAUACUCGUUUCGAAUUUGCACUGUGCCAUGACGCGCAAGGCCCUAAAGACUUUAGAGCCAGGGAGGCAAGUAGUUGACGAUGUAUGUCACACAACUCUAACUAUCUAAAUUGAAUGCCGAUUAUCUUUUGAAGACCAGAUGCUUUCGUUCUAAUGUCCGUGUUCAGUUAUAUACAAGUACUGAUUCUGCGGGCAAGGAUGCUUGCCUUAGACCUCACAAGGCUGCAAUGAUACCUGCCGACGACCUUUACGAAAAUAGCUACGGGACGAGGUCCUAUACCGGAGGCAACAAUUUCUGCCAUAAGAAAGGACUUCAUGGGUUACGCCGAUGAAGUCCUAAAGGUAUGCACACAUACUUAUUAUGUUACACGAUGCUCCCACAUAUCCUUCGUUGAUAACUUAAUGCACAUUUUGUUUCCACUUAUAUGAGUUAGAUUUACUGCCCAAUGUGGUGCGACAACCACUGGUUUCUUGUUAUAGUCGACCUUGCACGAAAUCGAUUUGUUUAUCUUGACUCACUGAGGUCCCCAAUAGCCAGGUCAAAGAGACAUCGCCUGAGUAGGAGAUUGGCAAUCUUUCUGGAUGACCUUUUGGAUGACCGUGCUUGGCAUGCUAAUGAAGACACGGAUAAAAUUGAAUGCAGUGAGUUUGAGAUUACGGAGCCAAAUGUUACUCAACAACUUCCACAAAGCAAUGACUGUGGCGUGUUUGUAGCACAGUGGAUGAUCAUGUACCACUUAUUCUACGACUAUGAUGUUGAGACAUUUCAGUUGGUAACUGACUACAGUCGAAUGCGCCUUGCAAUUGACAUGGUACUAAAGUAUCACAACGACAACAGAAUGGAAACCAUUGAAGCAGCUCUGAGAUAUUGGAGGAGUUUCUCAGUCACUCCAUGAUAGCAAGCUAGGAGGCAUGAUUAGCCUAAGAUACCAGUUUUUUUGUUUAAGGCACACAACCAACUUGCACUACUAAGAAUUUUCUAAGAGCAUUAUUUUGUACAAUGAGGUGUAUCUCCAAUUUGGAGGUUAACACUGUUAUGUUUAUGAUGCCGAUUAUAUGAUGCUUAUUAUGUUAUUUAAAUUAUCUACAACUGGGUGAAAUGCAGAUAGAACAGACUAAGUUUUUAA